UGCGAAGCCUCAAUGACCGCCAAUGAUGGUCUGUAUUAGGAAGCGGUUCUUCAACUCAAAUCGGCUACUUUUGCUCCCUUUCGGCUUGUGGUUUGAUGAGGAAACGAUAGUCACUCGUUUUCAGGCUACAUUGUUUUCCAGUCUUUUGAUAAGCAGCAUUGUAUUUCAGCUCUCAAGACUUUUCAUUGCAGAAUGUAACUUUGACUUUAUUGUCAGAAUAUUGUCUUCCACGUCAAUCUAUGUCAUGUUCGCGAGUGUGCCUAUCGUAUUUUGGAUUCACAUGAAAACUAUCACAUAUUUAUUCGACCAACUGCAAUACAUCUACGACCGGCUAAAGGAUAGAAACGAAAUUGCUAUUUAUGACAAAUAUGGAUACUUUGCAAAACAUGUUACGACUGUAAUGAUAAUAAUUCUUGUAUGCGACCUAUGUGGUAGUUCUAUCAUUAUAUAUUGGCCAUUUAUUCUUAAUAUCAUUGUACCGAAAAAUGAGUCUUAUGCAAUUCGUAUGACUCAAUUUAUAUCCGUGUACUUCAAUGUCUCAGAGAAGUAUUGUGUUUUAGUUUUGGUACAUUUAGCUGCAGCCGCUAGUACAGGGUUAAUUGUAUUUAUAGGGACAGGAACCAUGUUGUUUUCGUAUUUGCAGCAUAUCUGCGGUAUGUUUGAAAUUGCUAGCUACCGUAUUGAACAAGCAAUGGCGAUUGAAUUGUUACAUAAUUUUCAUAUAAAAAAUAGAAAUGUGAUAUGCAGGAAGAUGAUAUGUGCUAUAGAUAUACAACGCCAAGCUAUGGAGUUCGCUAAACAUUUGAUAACUAGCAUGGAAGGAAUAGUUUUAUUUUUGAUAAUAAUUACUGUGCUUUGCAUGACUUGCAAUCUUUUACGAAUAUUUCAAAUAGAAUCACCUAUGGAAAGGAUGGACGAGAUUUUAUUACACCUUUGGGCUGUACUUUUCAUUCUGAUAAUCCUAUUCCUAUCCAAUUAUGUUGGGCAAGAAGUUACAGAUUAUAGUAAUCACGUAUAUGAAAUUACAUACAAUGUUUCAUGGUACUUAGCACCGUUAUACAUACAGAAAUUGAACCUAUUUCUAUUACAAAGGAGCCAUAACAUUUUCACCCUGAGUGCCGGUGGAUUAUUUACAGCAUCUUUAAAAUGUUUUGCUACAGUAAAGCUAUUUCAUUUAUUUAUACAUAUUGUUGAAGCAAGCAGGUUAUUGUAUUCAGCACACUGAAAAAAAAUCUGGUUUCAUUAAUUAGAACUCUAAUAGGAUCAACCAGUCUGUUGGAAAAUAGACGAAUCAGAAUUCCUUUAGGAAUUACCACAUUAUAGUACAGUCUAUCAAACUUUCUAGUUAAAAAAUAUCCAGUCUUAUCGUGAUAACUAGAACUUCUGCAUGAUUUAAUCAAAAUGUAUUCUAUGAUAUACGUCUUGUUGGUACAAUAAAACCAUUUGUCUCAAUGCAGGAUAGAAAAAGA
This is a messenger RNA of Ooceraea biroi (clonal raider ant), 1469 nucleotides long. RefSeq lists its product as uncharacterized. Gene Ontology annotation, biological process: detection of chemical stimulus involved in sensory perception of smell; sensory perception of smell. Gene Ontology annotation, cellular component: plasma membrane. NCBI's taxonomy places the organism in Eukaryota, Metazoa, Arthropoda, Insecta, Hymenoptera, Formicidae. The record is from RefSeq and is a predicted model, not a curated record. Gene Ontology annotation, molecular function: odorant binding; olfactory receptor activity.